CACUUGCUUCACCGGUAGUUGAGUGCGCGCGCGCGUCGGAAGCGGCUGUAUGAAAUCAUCGCCUGUGGAAGACAAAACUGCACGCACGGUUUGGCGAUUUGAAGACGCGUGUGGUGUUACUGGCGGUGUGGAGGAUAAACCGGACUGCUCGAUCCGCUUCCGAGUGCGUGUGGAUCAGCAGCUGCUGGUCAGUGAUGUCAGGUGCGUGGAGACCGGAUGAAAGCGGAAUGACAGUUUCAGCCAAUCCGGCUACAGAUGUGAUGAUCGCGCUCUUCAUUUAUUAGACUAAAUGAUACAUUUGUAGUGAUGUCAUUUUAAUGUCACACUGACACUGAUGUGCUGUUACAUGGACACUGCCUACUUGAUGCUCUCGAGCUCGCCGGUAGACUUGCGCCUGUUUUUCACUCAUCAGUUUUGUUUACUGAUGUGAACUUGGAUAACUUGUAAGCAACCAGGGACCAUAUUUAGUCGUGGCGCGCGCCUUUCUAAAUAUCAUUUUGCUCAACUUAAAAUCAUAGCCCAAAGCUUUUAUUAAAAAAAAAAAAAAAUUGAUGAUCUAAUUCCGCUUCCAGCUCCUUAGAUGUUAAGUGCAGGCUACAGCUGCGGAUCUACAGCGCGUCAUGUAGCGAGACUCGGCUGUGAGUGAUGAGGUUGGAGGAGCAACAUCUGGAUACUGCGCGCUGCUGUUGCGCUGAAAGCAGAGCACCUGAUUCCUGCUGCAAGCUGAACUGAGGGAAGAAGAGGAGCAGCAUGUCCAAAGCGCUGAAGAGGAAGAAGCACUGGUCGGCCAAAGUGCGCGAGUGCGCCGUGUCGUGGGGAGGCGCGGGCGAGUUCGGCUCCGUGGUCGAGCUGCUUGGAGGAGCUGAACAUGGCCUCUUCCCCUUUCUCGGACACAUGGACCUCGACGCGCUCGUGUGUCACGUUGGCUCGCUGCCGUACUACGGGGACGUGCUGCUGGAGGUGAACGGCACGCCCGUGAGUGGCCUCACCAACCGAGACACGCACGCCGUCAUCCGCCACUUCAGAGAGCCCAUCCGCAUAAAGACCGUCAAACCAGGCAAAGUGCUAAACACAGACUUGAGGCAUUACCUCAGCUUGCAGUUCCAGAAGGGUUCACUGGACCACAAAUUGCAGCAAGUCAUCCGGGACAACCUUUACCUGCGUACUAUACCAUGUACAACCCGUGUGCCCAGAGAGGGGGAGGUUCCUGGAGUGGACUACAACUUCAUCAGUGUAAAUGACUUCAGGAUCUUGGAGGAGAAUGGUUUACUCCUGGAGAGUGGAACUUAUGAUGGAAACUACUAUGGCACACCCAAACCCCCUGCAGAGCCCAACCUGGUUCAGCCUGAUCUGGUCGACCAGGUGUUGUUUGAGGAAGAAUUUGGCACAGAAGUCCAACGCAAGCGCACCACCUCCGUCAGCAAGAUGGACCGCAACGACAGUGUUGUCCCUGAGGAGGAGGAUGAUGAAGAGCGGCCAGCGCUGCCAAACGGCCUUCCAGAGGGAAGUGAGGAGUGGAGGAGGCCGGUGCCCAGCUACACUCAGUCUAACAGCAGCAGCAGUGUUACUCGUGGAGGUGGCAGCAGCAGUAGUGAGCUUGUUCGCACCUGGAGUUCUCUCUCCAGAGAUGACAGCCUUGAACCCCUACCAUACAACUGGGAGAUGGCCUACACUGAAACGGGCAUGGUCUACUUCAUUGAUCAUAACACAAAAUCUACCACGUGGCUGGACCCUCGCCUUGUCAAGAAAGCUAAACCACCUGAAAAGUGUGAGGAUGGAGAGCUUCCAUACGGCUGGGAGGAGAUCGAGGACGCACAAUACGGCACAUACUACGUUGAUCACAUAAACCAAAGAACCCAAUUUGAGAAUCCAGUUGUAGAAGCAAAGAAGAAACUUGCACAGGAGGCUGCAGCUGCAGCACAAAGCCAAAAGGGGGCAGCACCUGCUCCAGGUGAUGAAAGGGGAACUCCAGGUUUCACUCGUGACCCCACUCAGCUGAAGGGCGAGUUAUAUCACACGGCUUUGAAAAAGAGUGCUCAGGGCUUUGGCUUCACCAUCAUUGGAGGAGACCGACCUGAUGAGUUCCUGCAGGUGAAGAAUGUCCUGGCAGAUGGACCAGCCGCACAAGACAACAAGAUGGCCUCUGGUGAUGUAAUUGUGGAGAUCAAUGGCACACUGGUUUUGGGUAAGACCCACAAUGACGUGGUGCAGAUGUUCCAGUGCAUCCCCAUCAGCCAGUAUGUGGAUAUGGUCCUGUGCCGUGGCUACUCCCUGCCCCCAGACGUGCAGGAGGACAAUGAAGACCUUCCCCCUCCUCCACCUCCUCCUCCCUCGGCUGGUGAAGUGGUAACAGCUGUACCCCUCAUCAAUGGGCAGCCGCUGCUAGUGAAGGGUGAUGCUUUGCAUGCUUCCUCCCAGGAGCUCCACUACCUCACUACCGAUGCCAGUGGGCGGCCUGUUGUGGCGGCGUUACCCAGCAUUCCCACUGGUGCCGAUGAGAGGCCUGAGGGUGGAAUGUUGCAGCCGGAGCUGGUCACUGUGCCCCUGGUGAAAGGCCCAGGAGGGUUUGGAUUUGCUAUUGCUGACAGUCCGCUGGGCCAGAAGGUGAAGAUGAUCCUGGACGCACAGUGGUGCCGUGGCCUGCUCAAGGGUGACGUCAUCAAAGAGAUCAACAGGCAGAAUGUCCAGACAUUGAGCCAUGCACAAGUGGUGGACAUCCUCAAGGAGCUGCCUGUGGGAAGUGAGGUCAACCUGCUGGUGCUGCGAGGAGGUCAGACUUCACCAAUAAAAAGUCUUAGACCUAGACAGGAAAUAAGUGCCAGCCUUGAGACUUUGGACCAAUGCCAUGAUGUCGGAGCCCCCCAAGCCCUCACAUAUUAUUCAAGCACGUUACCCAGUAGCUCUCCGAGACGAGAUGUCACCCUCCGCCAGAGCAAGCUCAAAGGCACUGCACAGGAGUCUGGACAGAGAGCAGUGCCUCAGUAUAAAGAGCUGGAUGUGUUUAUAAAGAGAGAUCAAAAGACAGGAUUUGGCUUCCGUGUGCUCGGAGGAGAAGGACCUGAACAACCAGUAUACAUAGGUGCUAUCAUAACCCAGGGUGCAGCAGAGAAAGAUGGCCGUCUGAGAGCAGGGGAUGAGCUGAUGGCCAUCGAUGGCAUCAUAGUAAGGGGCAAAUCCCAUAAGCAAGUGCUGGAUCUGAUGACCAAUGCAGCUCGCAAUGGACAGGUGCUGCUGUCUGUGCGCCGAAAGGUCAUCUACAGGGAUGUGUCUGAUGAUGAUGGGGCACGGAACCUGGCUCCAGCGCUAAUGAAUGGUUCUCCAAAAACCCCACGUGUUCAAGUCCCAAGUGUCUUGGACCAUGAAAUGAUGGAUAUUACACUCCAUCGCAAAGAUAACGAAGGCUUUGGCUUUGUCAUUCUCACUUCCAAAAGCAAACCACCACCUGGAGUGAUCCCUCAUAAGAUUGGUCGCAUCAUUGAGGGCAGUCCAGCUGAUAGAUGUGGUCUGUUAAGUGUGGGUGACCGUAUCUCUGCUGUUAAUGGCCGGUCCAUCUUCGAGCUCUCUCACAGCGACAUUGUGCAGCUUAUUAAAGAUGCCGGUAAUGCUGUCACACUCUCUGUAGUUCCUGAGGAUGAAUACAAAGGCCCGCCCUCGGCAGCCAGCUCAGCCAAACAGAGCCCAGCGCUGCAGCACAGGACACUGAAAUCCAGCACACAGGAGGAGAGGUAUAAUCUAGAUCUGGAGGAGAUCAGGGAUGAGUUGGUCUGGGCCGAAUAUAAAAUUAUUACCGAUAAUGAAAAAGAAACACUAUGUGUUACAGGCUCCAAACAGGGUUGUAUUCUUGUGGAGUUGGAGCGUGGCCCACGUGGUUUUGGCUUCAGUCUGAGGGGAGGGACAGAGUAUAACAUGGGCCUCUACAUCCUGCGAUUGGCUGAGGAUGGCCCUGCAAUUCAGGAUGGCAGGAUUCAGGUUGGCGAUCAGAUAGUAGAAAUCAAUGGGGAGCCUACGCAGGGUAUCAGUCACACCAGAGCCAUCGAACUCAUCCAGGCUGGAGGAAAUAAAGUACUGCUGCUCCUGAGACCUGGACAGGGGCUUGUGACUGACACCAGCCCUGAAGCACCAGAUCCAGUAGUCUCUUCACCUCUAAGCUCUCCAGAUGAUGUUUUCUUCACAGAGCAGCUGCCAUAUGAAGCUUCAGCCUUUUCAUUAUUCUCACCUCUUGUUCGACUUUCCUCACCCUCAUCGUCCUUAGGGAAGAGAGAGGAUAGAGACAGGAGGAACUCUUCUGCCCUCUCUCCAAACCUUGCCAAGUCCAGGUCCAGUCUUUCUCCUCGUCCAAAAGGCAUCAGCAAAAACAGGAGCCCCAAAUCUCUAGACUCUGCUUCUCCCUCAACGUUAGAACCAAUAUGUGACAAGAAAAGUAGGUCUAAAGAGUACAAUAUUGACUCUGCAAGUACAGAAAGGAAACUUAAUGGUCCAUCUAAAACCAAAGAUGAAUCUCACAACUCCCGUAGGUCCAAAGAGAAUCUACCACACUGCUCACAGGAUUCAGUGAAGUGCAAGAAGUCCAGCAAACACCAACCGAGCUGCACGAAAAGUCACAAACAGUCAAAUCAGUCAGGACAAGAAGUACUGGCCAAUGGAAAAGAAGAUUGCUCAAAGAGGUCAUUUACAAGGGAGGAAAAGAAAGUUAGUAGUGAGAGGGUAGGAAGGGAUUGUUCAAGAGGAAGGCAGAGAACCAAGAAGCGAGAGGGCAGGAACAGAAAGACUGCUGAAACAAAUGGACAAGAAGUGGUGGUGGAGGCUGGGGCAAUGCCAGAAGAAGACGUGAAGCUAAAAAGCAUGAUGAGAAGGAAAAAGCAACCACAGGACAUGGAGAAAGACCAGGACACCAGCAAAUCCAGAGUAAAAAAGAGCCAGAGUCAUCAUAAACAUGAAAAAGAGGACAAACUACAGCAAAGAAGGAGUAAAGAACUACAGAAUGGUUCAAAGAGAAAAACACAGGGUGAAGAAAGAGAUAUAGAGGUAUAUGAUAUAGUAAUACAAAAAGAGAACCAGAAUGAGGAAGAACUGACCAUUACAGAUGCGCCAGAUCAAAACGAUCACUGGACAGUACCCAGCUUUGCACGCAUUCUAACUCAUGAAGAGGUCGUGCGAGAUUUGUAUGGGUAACUGAAGCAUGCACCACACAUUGUGGAGGGAGCUGUGGUCUCUUUGCUUUUAUCAGAACACUGUUCUGCCACUUUCACACUUCAACCAUGUUUACAAAAUUGCCAUACUCUGUCUCUCCCUUCCCACAGACACUCAUCUGAAACAGUGUACAGUGGGUUUCAUUAUCCCACUAAGUCCAAAUUUCUACUUUUUAACACACAGGAUGGGUAAAAGCAGUAAAAAUAAUAGUUGCUGCUAUUCUGGUUUUAUUCCCAUGCUCUUAUUCCCAUGCUGGGGGCAGUGUUCACUGAGGAGAGGCUUAGACUAGAGCAUCUGUUCCCUAUGAAACAUCUGAUGUGACUUUCUGGUCAAGGCAACAGGACCUCAGUUCUGCUGUAAUGUUUCCACUUUGACAGCUUUGAAAAACGUGGAUUCUUGGCUGUCCAUCACAAUGCAGUUCAUUCAUAUGCAAUGAAAGGGACCAUACUUCCCUGCCAGUCACCAAAAUAACGAACAUGACUUUUAUGCUUUGAGUUUUAUUAUAUAUCCUGGAGUCAUAUUUUCCCUACUGCGAUUAUUGCCUCUAAUACUGCAUGCAAGAACUGACCUUUAUCCCUCAACUUGCUUUUGUUGCAUGCUUUUGAAAUAUGAGUUUCAACCACACUUUUAACAAAGAACUUUACAUAGAGGUUUGAGGCUGAAUUCUCUGCAGCAACUAGCUUUAAAGACUUUUUGUAGACUGUUCUCUGACACUGACAUGCCUAAAUUCUUGAUCUUCAAAUCGUAUUAUUAUUAUUAUUGCAAAAGACCAGAAACUUGUGCUUCUUUGCUAUUUCUAUGAAACCUCCAUUAGUUGUGUAUAAGCAUAGAGACAUGUAGCCAUAUCGACUCACUGAACGUGAUGUGUACAGUUACGUAAAGUAAGCACUGCAGUAGCUUUUACUUGGUAGCAACUAUUUUGACCCAUCACAUGACUAAUGGUACAUGCAAAAGUGUCUUCAAAUGUCUUGCGAUACUGGGUGUCUCAUUUCUUUGACUUUUAUUGGAUGUCUGUCUUCAAACCAAAUGUAAAUGCAGGCAGUUGAGCCCCAGAACUGAUGAAAGAAUUUCAUAUAUAAUAUAUUUUUCAGAAGAUUAUUAUGGUUCACACUUCUACAACUGUCUCACACAUCUGUGUGAAUGAUAAAUGGUUCAAUAUAUCAAAAAAAACAGUCUAUGGUAAGGUGAAAAUUUCUCAGAAUAGGAAUAUUGCAGGUAUUUUGUCCACUGAUUUAUCAUUUUCAUAAACCUGUAUUCACUUUUACUCAUAAGAAAAAUGUUGUGUAGCAUCAUCAAGGGCUGAUUUAUGAUAGUGGACUGAUGGACUCAUAAGGGGACAUGCUUCAUCAAAACCAAAGUAUUGGUGAACAUUCAGUGUGUGUGUGCUGUGUGUAUGCCGUGAUUCACCUCAGGUUGUGAACUGAUAUAGAAUAGCUAAUGGUCUUGUGUGAUAGCUUUGAUGUAUUGAAGCCAUUCAGUAGCACCAUAAGCUUUUCAGGCUGCUCUGAUCUGGAACAAAUGAUGAAUCAUUGGGCACAUCCAGAAAGCAUACAGUUCCUUUAUUCUUUUAUCAGUGACAAAUGAUCAAGAGUUGUGGUGAGAUACAAACAGGAUUGCCACCAAUUUAUGUUGGGAACAUCCAGCUGAAUUCCAGUUUGAUUGAAAAUGGACACUAAAGAAAAAUGCCCUAAGGUUUCAGCACCAUGCCAUUAACUAUGUACAACCCAGAUCUGUUAGUAAUGUUAUGGAAUGAAAUGGUGUCCUCUUACAUCAUUUCAUCACCAGGUGAUGAAAUCCGAAUGGUCUGUCUAUGUACUCCAAGAUGUAAAUGUUUAUAUAUUGUACAGCGCCUUUAUAAACGUGAUGUUGUGUGCAUUCACAUAAGAAAGAAUAGAGAUCUGUAAAUUGAUGUCAUUAUUUUUGUAUUUAAAUAUUAAAAAAAAAAAUUUAAGGUGGAUAAAAAUAAAAUAACAUACCCCUGUUCAGGUAAUGCACUGUAAAAUAAAGUCAUUUAUUCUCCAUGAAUUAUUCAUUUAGUUAAAACGUGUCAAUGUUGUUUUCUUACAGAAUAAAUUUGUGAAAUUUGUCAGUCUGUUUGAGGUGGAAUCUUACAAGGCAUGCAAUGCUUAAAACAGAUUCAGAUAAAAUAUUAAAAAUAAAUACGAAAUAUUUAAAAAAUAUUAAAUAUCUAAAGUAAAAUUCUACAUUUCCCAGCUGCUUCAGUAUUACAAAAAAGCAUGUUCUGAGUGUAGGAGAUGAAUGCUUAACAAUGCUUGACUCUUGCUGGACGCCACACACCUUUGGCCACUGAGGACACAGUAGGAAGGUAUUUUGACAUAUUCUUCUAUUAACCCUAGUUUAACAUUUUAGUUUGUAGCUUGU
Messenger RNA from Pangasianodon hypophthalmus (striped catfish), 7572 nucleotides. RefSeq names its product membrane-associated guanylate kinase, WW and PDZ domain-containing protein 3. Lineage: Eukaryota; Metazoa; Chordata; Actinopteri; Siluriformes; Pangasiidae. The coding region runs from base 751 to 5172 and encodes 1473 amino acids. The record is from RefSeq and is a predicted model, not a curated record. Gene Ontology annotation, molecular function: protein binding. Gene Ontology annotation, cellular component: cytoplasm. Gene Ontology annotation, biological process: signal transduction. The transcript is spliced from 21 exons.